AUUUCCACAGUGACUCUUCAAUACUUCCGGUGGGGACAACCACGGAGGAUGAGCCUAACGUGAGCAAGCAGUAUCACUGUUGCGUUUUAGCUCAUGACUUGGCUUGUGUGUAAGGUCAGGGGGCUGUAACCUUGGCGUGCAUGCCUGUCACAUCAGUGCUCCUGUAGAAGAAGAGGUGGACGCUAACCCUGACCAGAAGAAAACAUGUCAGGUGUCUGUCGUAGUUUGAGCUCCCUAUCAACCAAGAUCCUGACAGAAGUGACACUUCCACCUUGCCUGUGGUUUGUGUCUACAAGGAGCAAAUUUUCCAGAGCAAGAAUCCCACCAGAGAUUUUUGCUGAGAGAUCAAAAGAGCAUGAGAAAUAUGGGGGUGACCCAGACCAACCUCAUAAACUGCAUUUGGUAACUCGAGUCAAAAGUGUGACACGAAGACCGUACUGGGAGAAAGACAUGGUGAAAAGCCUGGGGCUUCAAAAGGCACAUGUCACUGUAAUUCACAAAAAUACACCUGCAGUCAAUAACCAACUGAAAUAUGUCAAGCACCUGGUGAGGAUCCAGCCUCUGAAGACUCCCUAUGGACUCCCCGCUGAACAGGACAUGGCUGACACCUACAUUAACAGCAAGGGAGAACUGAUUGUCCGUCGCCUCCUCCAGCCGGUGGACCCCAAGGCUAUUGAAUCCUAGCUCCAUUCAAUAAAUUAAUAUUUGUAUGUAAAUAUCAAUGGAAAAAACCCUGUGCUCCAUGUCUACCGCUUCUUAGUCCCUCUGUGUUGAAGGUUUAAUAAGUUGUAAUCUGUUUUCCAUGACAGCUCAGACACAGGUGACCUCUCAGAUUCUUCUCAAAUUAAAGACCUUUUGAAAUGAAA
Molecule: messenger RNA, 866 nt
Organism: Lates calcarifer (barramundi perch)
Lineage: Eukaryota; Metazoa; Chordata; Actinopteri; Centropomidae
Gene: mrpl30
Product: mitochondrial ribosomal protein L30
Exons: 6
Coding region: 205-684 (159 amino acids)
Biological process (GO): translation
Cellular component (GO): large ribosomal subunit; mitochondrion
Molecular function (GO): structural constituent of ribosome
Source: RefSeq, a predicted model, not a curated record